Molecule: messenger RNA, 1867 nt
Organism: Neltuma alba
Lineage: Eukaryota; Viridiplantae; Streptophyta; Magnoliopsida; Fabales; Fabaceae
Product: probable N-acetyl-gamma-glutamyl-phosphate reductase, chloroplastic
Exons: 15
Coding region: 390-1568 (392 amino acids)
Biological process (GO): L-arginine biosynthetic process
Molecular function (GO): NAD binding; NADP+ binding; N-acetyl-gamma-glutamyl-phosphate reductase (NADP+) activity
Source: RefSeq, a predicted model, not a curated record
GUGCGGCGGCCUCCUCCUCCUCCUCCUGUCUCGUAUUGCAACGACGGCAAAGUCUCUGUCUCGACUUAACGGCGUUCAUCACUAUGCCUCAGUAGCAGCUUUGUUCUUUUUCCCUUCAAUCUUGCAAUCGAUCAUCACGAUUUCAGAUUGUAGCCGAGGCCAAGACUGGGGCUGCGUCAUCGACGCUGGCUUAAGUGCUAAAAGCUGAAGACUUUGCCUGAACAGCAACUUGCAAAUCUCACUUUAUCCUUAAAUCAACGCUUUCACCUUGCCAAGAAUCUUUGAUUCCACGGUAAGAUCGCUUCUUUGUGUAUUUACAUUUUUGCGCAACGGAUCACAAUUAGUGGCAGCUAAUUCUGUGGUUCAGAACUUCGUAGCUGUCCGUUAAAAUGAGCGCUGCAGCUUUCGGUUCUAUUUGUUUUAACAGAAGCUGCUCGUGGAAGGUGGAGAAGCUUUCCAAGUUAAGAAAGCAGCAUGAGGGCAAACCAUAUAUUAAAUGCUCGAUGAAGUCCAGUGACUGUACUUCACAAAGUACAGCACGUAUUGGUGUUCUUGGAGCUAGUGGAUACACUGGUGCUGAGGUUCUUCGGCUUUUGGCAAAUCACCCACAAUUUGAGGUUACUCUGAUGACAGCUGAUAGGAAAGCUGGACAGCCAAUUGCAUCUGUUUUUCCUCAUUUGGCUAUACAGAAUUUGCCAGAUUUGAUUGCAGUUAAGGAUGCAAACUUUUCUGAUGUGGAUGCUGUAUUCUGUUGUUUGCCACAUGGAACCACUCAGGAAAUAAUUAAAGGCCUUCCCAUGCACUUGAAGAUUGUUGAUCUAUCUGCAGACUUCCGCCUACGAGAUAUAUCUGAGUAUGAAGAGUGGUAUGGUCAGCCACACAGGGCGCCAGAUUUGCAGAAAGAAGCUGUCUAUGGAUUGACAGAGAUUUUGAGGGAAGAAAUAAAAAAUGCACGCUUAGUCGCCAAUCCGGGUUGUUAUCCAACAUCCAUUCAACUUCCCCUUGUCCCACUGAUAAAGGCUAAUCUUAUCGUGGCUAAAAAUGUUAUCAUUGAUGCAAAAUCUGGUGUCAGUGGAGCAGGGCGUAGUGUUAGGGAAAAUUUAUUAUUUACAGAAGUAGCUGAAGGUAUCAAUUCAUAUGGUGUCACCCGACAUCGCCAUGUUCCAGAAACUGAACAAGGACUCUCAGAUGCUGCACGUUCAAGGGUAACCAUUAGUUUUACCCCACACUUGAUUCCAAUGAUCCGUGGUAUGCAAUCGACUAUCUAUGUGGAAAUGGCUCCAGGAGUAAGAAUUGAGGACUUGCACCAGCAGCUGAAGCAAUUUUACGAGGAUGAAGAAUUUGUCCUACUGUUGGAAAACGGAGCCAUCCCUCGUACUCAUAGCGUCAGAGGAACCAACUACUGUUUGAUCAAUGUUUUUCCAGACCGAAUUCCUGGGAGAGCAAUCAUUAUAUCUGUAAUUGAUAAUCUAGUGAAGGGAGCUUCUGGUCAAGCUUUGCAGAAUCUUAAUGCGAUGAUGGGAUUUCCAGAAAAUUUGGGUCUUCAUUACCAGCCUUUGUUUCCUUAGAGUAAUACUAAUAAUAUUAUCCAAGGGCAUGCUGCGGGUGAUGAAGCAGAGUCAAAUAGUUAAGGACGAGGUGCCAACUAGAUGCAUUAAUGAAUAUGUUGUUCAAAUUAUGUAUUUGUCAAUAAAAUUUAUCCUUAAUAAUCCUUCUUGAAUGAAGGGAAAUUGUAGGACACGGAUGUUACGGAGUAGUCAAUUCCAUCCUUGGUUGUAGGAUUAGCAUGUUUCGCAUGUUUCUCUUCAUAUCACUUCUUUCGUUUUGCCUUCAGAUAUUUAUGAUUAUUUAAUUCCAUAAUUCUUGG